Molecule: messenger RNA, 1227 nt
Organism: Meloidogyne enterolobii
Lineage: Eukaryota; Metazoa; Nematoda; Chromadorea; Rhabditida; Meloidogynidae
Source: the annotation of a GenBank genome assembly
AUUUUUGGCCCGGAGUCUACCCAAAUGGAAGUCUACGAGGGCGUUCUUGCCCCCCUCAUGGGGCAAGUCCUUGAUGGUUACAAUUGCACAGUUUUUGCUUAUGGUCAAACAGGAAGUGGAAAGACGUUUACGAUGGAAGGACGUCAUGAUUCCUCUGAAGACUUCGCAUGGAACACUGAUCCAACAGCAGGAAUUAUUCCACGCGCACUUGAUCAAAUUUUUUCUGUACUUGGCGAGGAUAUUGACUACACUGUGCGCGUCUCUUAUAUUGAGCUUUACAAUGAACAAAUUUUUGAUUUGCUGAAUCGGACUGAAUCACAAUUAGAAUCAUUGAGAAUUUUUGAUGAUAAAACAAAGGGAGUAUCAAUUGCUGGUGCUGAAGAGGUCAUUGUCCGCUCACCAAAGGAAGUUCACGAAUUGCUUAGACGUGGAGCUGAGAAGCGUCGUACAGCCACAACCCUUAUGAACAUGACAUCUAGCCGUUCUCAUUCUGUCUUCACUGUUUCUGUUAUGAUUCGAGAGCCCGGCCUGGUAAAUGGCGAAGAAUUGCUUCGACAAGGAAAGCUUAAUUUGGUCGAUCUUGCUGGUUCUGAAAAUAUUGGGCGCUCUGGCGCGACAGAUAUUCGAGCUAGAGAAGCGGGAAACAUCAACACAAGCCUGUUGGCACUCGGACGUGUGAUAAAUGCAUUGACUAUGGGUGCUUCACACAUUCCUUAUCGCGAAAGCAAACUGACACGUAUUUUACAAGAUUCUUUGGGUGGCAAAACAAUUACUACAAUCAUUGCAACAAUAUCUCCAGCUUCGUCAAACUUUGAGGAAUCUGUCAACACUUUGGAUUAUGCUCAAAGAGCUAAGAACAUCAAGAACAAUCCAGAAGUCAACCAACGAAUCACGCGACGUGGCCUUCUAAAAGAAUACAACGAUGAAAUAGAUCGCCUCCGUCGUGAUCUUCUCGCUGCUAGGGAGAAACAUGGAAUUUAUUUGGAUAAGGAGAAUUAUGAUGAAAUGAUUGAGUCAAUCGAUGAGAAAAAGGCAAAGGUGGAAGAAUUGGAGACGCAACUUGAGGGCAAGUUGCGCCAAGUUCAAAUUUUGCUUGAGGACUUUGCUGUCAUGGAUCAACAUUACAAGUCAAUUUAUGAAAAAUUUCGCUCAGCAUUAGCUAAAUUGGAAAGCAGAAAGGAAGAAAUUGAAGAAUUAAGCCUGGUAAUUAUUUUUAAAGUCCAAUAA